AUGGCUUCAGACUUAGUCAGCUCCGCAGAUUCAUGGUCGCAAUCUGCUCAUAGUCUCCUCCAAACGGCCUUCCAAGGACCCACAAUCAUUCUCAAUGAGGUAUUGCUCGACAAGAUCAACGAAAUAUCUCCCUUCGGCGCCGCCAACGCGAUUCUUGACAAUGGCUGUGGGGUUGGCCAGGUUCUCGGCCGACUUAUCGAGAAGUAUGGACAGAAUAUUCCGUCCGGUGCCAGACUGGUUGCUGCGGAUUUGAGUGAAGGCAUGAUAGAGGUCGUUCAGCAAAGAAAAGAAAAGGAGGUGGCAAAAGGAAAUAAUCUAUGGCAGAGGGUUGAGGUCAAGAUGUGGGAUGCAGAGAGUUUAUACGGAGUACCCGACGGGAGCUUCAGUCACGUCUCGGCAGGUCUUUUGUUCUUAAUGCUUGCAAACCCGCAAUGUGCGCUACAGGAGUCUAGACGCGUUUUGCGGGACCAUGGCAUUCUGGCUUUGAGUUCAUUUCGGCAGGUGGAAUGGAUGGACUUCAUUGAGAAUCAUCUCGGUUUGGUGAAGCCUGGUACGACCCUUGGCUCUAUACCGCUAUCUUGGGCGUCAACCAAUUCAACCAUUCAGGAACUAGAGGAUGCAGGGUUCAAAAACGUGUCAGCUGAGGAGGUGCAAGUUUGGUAUGAGUUUGAUGAUGCAGAGCUGAUGACCAGAUUCAACAUGACAAACAUUCCCAGCGUGAAGGCCGCCACAGCUGGAAUGACUGAUGAUGAAGUUGAGAAAGCUGUCCAACUCAUGAUCUUAGAAUUGGGAAGGAGGUUCCCUGAUGGAAAGGGGAGGCUUGGAGGAAUUGCACUUGUUGCUUUUGGAACGAAAUAG
Periconia digitata is the source of this 858-nucleotide messenger RNA. The record is from the annotation of a GenBank genome assembly. Lineage: Eukaryota; Fungi; Ascomycota; Dothideomycetes; Pleosporales; Periconiaceae.